ACGAAAGGCUAUUAACUAAUGACGUCACGAUUGGCGUUGGUGACAACUGGCAGCGAGAGGGAAUGGAAGGUGUGCGAGCGAUCGUCGAGCAGUCUCACGAUGGCCACCACAGCGACAGGACGGACGGCAAUGCCGGAGAGCCAGUGGGGGGAGGGCCGAGUGGCACUGGUGACCGGGGGAGCUCGGAGGGUCGGAAGGGCCACCGUCUUCGCGCUGCACAGACGAGGCUUCAACGUGGUCGUGCAUUGCAACAAUUCGCGGACGGAGGCGCAGGCCGUUGCUGACGAGCUCAACAGCAUCCGACCGAAGAGCGCGCACGUGAUCUCCGGCGACCUGUCGGUGGCGGUGGCGGCGACGGCGCAGCGGCUGGUGGCGGAGGCGCAGGCGCAGUGGGGCCGCCUCGACCUCCUCGUCAACAACGCGUCGCUCUUCUUCCCGACGCCGAUCGCCGAGGCCUCCGAGGACACCUGGACGCGCCUCAUGAACACCAACGCCAUGUCGCCCUUCUUCCUCAUGAAGGCCGCGGCGCCCCACGUGAAGGAGGUGGGCGGCAGCAUCAUCAACAUCGGCGACAUCGGCGGAGAGACGCCCACGCCGCCCUACUUCACGAUCUACAGUAUGACGAAGGCGGCGCUCAUCAUGGCCACGAAACAGCUGGCCAUCGAACUCGCUCCUGAGAUUCGUGUGAAUUACAUCAACCCUGGAGCAGUGAUCUGGCCAGAGACCGAUGUCGGAAAUACAUACCAAAAGGAGUGGUUAUCGAGGACUCCCCUGGGGCGGGAGGGCACCGGGGAGGACGUGGCGGAGGCUGCCGUGUUCCUGGCAUCUCCUGCGGCUGCCUACAUUACCGGUUCCAGCAUCAACGUCUGCGGAGGGCGCUCGGUCAUGACCUGAGGUGGCGCAGGGACUGAGGAAAAGGUCACCCAGCCUUCGUGGGGUAUUUGAAGGGCGUUCUGCGUCGGUUUUAGAUGUGAAUUCGGUCAUUUUGAUGAGUUUCAUUACUGCUGGUAUUGUAUUAUGGAUCAUUUAUGUAUUAUGAAGAUAUUGCAUAUGCAUGAUUUAGGUACUAUGUAUGUAUUAUACAUGCAUUAUGUAUGUAUUGUAUAUGCAUUAUAUAUGCAUUAUGUAUUAUAUAUGCAUUAUUCAUGCAUUAUGUAUUAUAUAUGCAUUAUGUAUGUAUUGUAUAUGCAUUAUGUAUGUAUUAUAUCUGUAUGUAUUACUUACUGCCUAAGUAUGAGUUCUUACUGUCAGUGUGUGGUCAGUGAAGAAGAAUGCUUUAUGUAUCUCGUCACUGAAGUGUCUACGUGAAGGAUUGAUUUAAUUCGCAUACUACUAAAUCAUAUCUUUGUGUAAUACUGUUACGUGAAUUCAUCUCCGUAAAUAAAGAUUUUCUCCCUAUUG
Penaeus vannamei (Pacific white shrimp) is the source of this 1401-nucleotide messenger RNA. RefSeq lists its product as uncharacterized. Lineage: Eukaryota; Metazoa; Arthropoda; Malacostraca; Decapoda; Penaeidae. The record is from RefSeq and is a predicted model, not a curated record.